Lolium rigidum is the source of this 830-nucleotide messenger RNA. Its product is annotated as GDSL esterase/lipase At5g45920-like. The transcript is spliced from 2 exons. NCBI's taxonomy places the organism in Eukaryota, Viridiplantae, Streptophyta, Magnoliopsida, Poales, Poaceae. Bases 1 to 714 code for a protein of 237 amino acids. Gene Ontology annotation, molecular function: hydrolase activity, acting on ester bonds. The record is from RefSeq and is a predicted model, not a curated record.
AUGAGGCCGUCGAUCGUGCUGUUCGGCGACUCGAUCACGGAGGAGUCGUUCGGGGAGGGCGGCUGGGGCGCGCACCUGGCCAACCACUACUCCCGCUCCGCCGACGUCGUCCUCCGCGGCUACAGCGGCUACAACACGCGCUGGGCCUCCCUCGUCGCCGGCCGCGCCAUCGCCACCCUCCCCCGCUCCGCCGUCGCUGCCGUCACCGUCCUCUUCGGCGCCAACGACGCGUCCCUGCCCGACCGGGCCAGCGCGUUCCAGCACGUGCCCCUCUCGGAGUAUAAGGACAACCUCCGCGCCAUCUGCGCCGUGCUCCGCACGCGCUGGCCGUCGGCGGCGGUGAUCCUCAUCGCGCCGCCCCCCGUCAACGAGCGCGGCCGCGUCCGGUACCCCUACGGCGGCGACGUGUCGGGCCUGCCCGAGCGGACCAACGAGGCCGCCGGGCGGUACGCCCGCGCGUGCGUGGAGGUGGCGAAGCAGUCCGGGCUUCGGGUCAUCGACAUCUGGUCCAGGAUGCAGAAGUUUCCCGGCUGGGAGACGUCCUUCCUCAGGGACGACGGGCUGCACCUGACGCCGCUGGGGAACCGGCUGCUGUUCGAGGAGGUGGUGUUCGCGCUGAGAGACGCCAAUUUGAGUUUGGAGGUGCUGCCGGCUGACCUGCCGCUCUGCAGCGACAUCGACCCCAACAACGCCGUCAAGUACUUCCAGGAGUGACGACGAGAUUCCACAAGAACUCCGUCGAUCGAUCUGCUAGGCCGGGGAGUUCCGUUCUUUAUUUCUACAUACACAAGAUGAUUAUCGUGCUGGAUUCGUUUGUUUGCAUGCAUUGG